Molecule: messenger RNA, 3934 nt
Organism: Haliotis rubra (blacklip abalone)
Lineage: Eukaryota; Metazoa; Mollusca; Gastropoda; Lepetellida; Haliotidae
Product: DNA-directed RNA polymerase I subunit RPA2-like
Biological process (GO): DNA-templated transcription
Cellular component (GO): RNA polymerase I complex; nucleus
Molecular function (GO): ribonucleoside binding; DNA-directed RNA polymerase activity; DNA binding
Source: RefSeq, a predicted model, not a curated record
CUGUCUCCGUGCGGUAUAAUUAGAUUCCUGUCCACUCGGUGCGGAGUUCUGUAGCGGAAGUUGUCAAACUGUAUAAGCACAUGGCAAAAUGGCAAGUGAUACAGAACAAUUCGUGGAGGAGUUAAACUUCAAACAUCUGACUGUGCCAGAUUUUGGGAAACCAAACGCUCAACAACACAAGCUCCUUCAUGAUCUGCUUAAACCUCACAUAGAGUCGUUCAACUAUCUGAUUCAUGAAGGUCUUCAAGCAGCAGUUGAUGAUAUUGCCCCGUUACGGUUUCAACUUCCCAACAAUGAUCAAGUAACAUUGUCCCUUUCAAAUCCGUCGCUGGGCUCACCAUGUGUGUCCGAGAACAACAAGCAUGCCAGCACCUUCCAGGUGUUCCCCACCGAGUGUCGACAGAGGGGUAUGAGCUACAAGGGGUUGCUGGAAAUCCACGUUGGAUGCUAUGUUGGGAGUCAUCUGAUUGAAGAGAGGGAACAGUCACUAGGGCACCUGCCCAUCAUGGUGAAGUCUGACCUUUGUAAUUUGUCCAAACUGACGCCAGCACAGCUGGUCCAGCGGAAUGAAGAUGAAGAGGUUUGCUGUACUUACUUUGUGGUCAAUGGAAAUGAGAAAGUCAUACGGAUGUUAAUUAUGAACAGGAGAAACGUGCCUCUGUGCUUCAAGCGAGAUCGAUGGCGGAUGCGAGGGAAUGGGUACACAGAGUAUGGCGCCACCUGUCGAUGUGUGAAGGAGGAUCAUGAGGGGCAGAACAUGUACCUCCACUAUCUGACCACUGGUGCCAUGAUGACGUGCUUCAUCUACAAUCGGGAGAUGUUCUUCAUCCCACUUAUGACCAUUCUCAAGGGACUGAUAGAUUGCACAGACAAGUUCAUCUUUGAUGAGCUCACCAAGGGGAAGGAAGAAGAUUCCUUCUAUAAAGGGUGUGUGGUGAACAUGCUGCAGGAGACUCUGUCAGACGAACUGUUCACCACGUCGGACGUACUCAAGCACAUCGGCCAACACUUCCGCGCCAAGCUUGCCUACAGAUUCUGUCCUCCAUGGAUCUCUGACAAACAGGCUGGGGAACUCUUCUUCAAACAUAUUGUGUGCAUGCAUCUUAGAUCCAACAAAGAAAAGUUUGACUUUCUCAUUCACAUGGCGAGGAAGUUGUACGCGUUCACGAAGGGCGAGUGUGCUGCUGAUUCCCCCGACAACCCCAUGAACCAUGAACUGUUGUUGUCCGGACAUCUCAUGCUGAUGGUCAUCAAGGAGAAGAUGAAUGACUUCCUCAUGAGGGUGAAGUUGGUGAUACAGAAGGCUGCUGAAGCAGUGGAUGACUUUGAGCUCACACCUGCUGCCUUUCAGCGUGCACUGUCACAGUCAGGUGGAGACAAGUGUGAAGUGACGAGGAGUGUACAGUAUCUCCUGUCCACUGGAAACCUGACAUCUCGAUCUGGUCUGGGACUCAUGCAGUAUAAUGGCUUCGCCAUUGUGGCUGACAAACUCAACUUCUUCCGGUUCCUGUCCCACUUCCGGUGUGUCCACCGAGGAGCGGUCUUCACCACCAUGAGGUCCACAGGAGUCCGCAAGCUCCGCCCCGAAGCCUGGGGUUUCAUUUGCCCUGUACACACACCAGAUGGCGCUCCAUGUGGCCUGAUGAACCAUCUCACUCAUAGCUGUCAGGUUGUGACGGUGCAGCACAAGAAGACGCACCUCCUGACGGUGAUGGAGGACGCAGGAUUGUGUCGACUGGAAGACAGAUCUCCAGGCACGGUGAAGGGCAGCUACCCCGUCUACUUGGAUGGCAUCCCUGUUGGGUACAUCAGCGACAACCUUGCUAAAAACUUCUGUGAUAGACUUCGCGUCAUGAAAGUCAAGGGAAUUGAUAAGGUGCCGGCUAUUCUGGAGAUCUGCCUGGUUCCCAAGACCGAGUUUGCCAGCCAGUAUCCAGCAGUCUACCUGUUCAUGGGCCCCACCAGGAUGAUGCGGCCCGUCCUCAACCUAAGUCUGGGGAUGGUGGAAAUGAUAGGCACGUUCGAGCAGGUCUACCUCGAUAUCUGCAUCACGGAGGAGGAGUUCCACUCCGGGGUGACCACACAUCAGGAAAUUGCCCCAACCAGCAUACUCAGCUUCUUGGCCAAUAUGACACCAUUCUCCGACUUCAACCAGAGUCCCAGGAACAUGUACCAGUGCCAGAUGGCAAAGCAGACGCUGGGAACCGCCUGCCACAACAUCGCCCACCGCGCCGACAACAAGCUCUACCGUCUCUUGACACCACAGUCUCCACUCGUCAGGCCUAAAUACUACUCUGAUCUGGGUAUUGAUAUCUACCCUCCUGGCACCAACGCUGUGAUAGCUGUCAUAUCCUAUACAGGCUAUGACAUGGAAGAUGCUAUGAUCAUCAACAAGUCAUCGGCAGAGAGAGGUCUGGCCCAUGGCUGUAUAUACAAGUCUCAGUCUAUUUCUCUUCAGACGGAAACAGCAACCAACACGAAGUAUUCCUGCGUUCUUAGUUACAUACCCAGCAAGUCGAGCCAGAAAUGGAAUCUUGACUCGGAUGGUCUGCCCCCAGUCGGUGCCUAUCUUCAGGACGGGGACGCUCUGUACAGUUACGUGAACAUCCAGACUGGUGCCAUGACAGUAGAGAAAUACAAGAGCCAGGAGGCAGCCUAUGUAGACAGCGUGAAGAUUCUGCAGAACCCAUCAGAUGACGGUGGAACCGGGCUGUUGCAGAGAGCCAUCUUGAUGCUUAGGAUACAGAGAAACCCAAUCAUUGGAGAUAAGUUCGCAACACGGCAUGGCCAGAAGGGAAUUUGCAGCAUGUUCUGGCCAGCCGAGGACAUGCCGUUUACGGAGAGUGGCAUGACGCCAGACAUUAUUUUCAACCCUCAUGGCUUCCCGUCAAGAAUGACGAUAGGUAUGAUGAUCGAGAUCAUGGCGGGGAAGUCAUCCGCCCUCCAUGGCCUUUGCCACGAUGCCACGCCCUUCACAUUCUCCGAACAACAGCCCGCUAUCGACCACUUCGGCAAGAUGUUGACAGCAGCUGGCUACAACUACUAUGGCACAGAGACUAUGUACAGCGGUGUGAAUGGCCGAGAGAUGGAGGUCAACAUCUUCUGCGGCCUCGUGUACUACCAGAGACUUCGUCACAUGGUGUCCGAUAAGUUCCAGGUGAGGAGUACAGGUCCUGUCGAUUCCCUCACUCACCAACCUGUUAGGGGGAGGAAGAGGGCCGGCGGAAUCAGGUUUGGAGAGAUGGAGAGAGACGCCCUCAUAGCUCACGGCACAGCUUUCCUCAUCCAUGACAGACUCUUCAACUGCUCCGAUGGAACACUGGCCCGUAUCUGUACGUCGUGUGGGAGUCUGCUGUCUCCGUGUCUUGACAAGCCACCUGUGGCUACUGCAGCAGCAUCAGUUGAGUCCCGCCGGGUGUGGUCCUGCAAGGUGUGUCGGAGGUCAGACACCAUACAGGUCGUUGCCGUCCCCUACGUCUUCCGCUACCUCGUAGCCGAGUUGGCUGCCAUGAACAUUAAACUCAAACUUGGUGUCAGUUGAAGGUCAUACUGAAUGUUUAGAGACACUGAAGGACCCAAUCCGGGUUAGAUUGGUCUUCUGCAACCCAUGCUGCAGGUUCAGAGACCUUUGCGUGCAUGGCCCAGUGGUAAGAAAGGUUUGGCUGUGCAGAGUUGUGUCCCUUAAAUCAUCCCAGGAUCUGGUGAGUUCAGAUCUCCAAUUAACCCAGGUAAUGACCUGUACUCAAGGUGGUAUUCAAUACAAGUCACUCACCUCUUGUUUGAAUGGUCUGUAGGUUAAACAACACACAAUUGUAGAUAUCUUGGUCGACCGAGGGAUGUUAUGUAUAUUUGUAUACAAUCUGUAAAUAUGUGAUAUAAACUAGAGGAUAUUGGUGAUUUUGAUAAAUAUAUCAAUAUAAAGAUACCAAAGUAU